UUUGAACUUGUCUGAAGUCCUGCUUUGGGCUCUGCUUAUCAGGCCGGUUGGCUUCUGUCCCCUCAGAGCUGUGACAUCAGACCCUGAGAGCUUGGGACGUUUCUGGCUGGGGCUCAGGGAGCAGGGACGAGUCAAGGGCCCAAGGGCCCUCGUGCUGUUCCUCUCAGGGGGCCAGGCCUUCAAGGCCCUUCUCCAACGUCCGGCUUCACCAUGGCCAGUCCCUGGGGCUCAGUGCCUGACAGACGGCUAACGGGCCCGGGAGGGAGAUGGCUUGGAGCCCCAAAGUGUUCUCAUUCAUGUGGACUGUUGUAUCCGCCCUUGCAGCUGCUCAGCAUGACCCCCACCCGACCCUGCCCCAGCAUACCCCCAACCCCUCCUCAGCACAGACACCCAGCUCCCAGGGCAGCCGCAAACAGGAAGAAGCCCAGGUUGAGUUCCCAUGCGGAUGAGCUGGAGCUGAUCCGGCCCAGUAUCUACCGCAACGUGGCCCGCCAGCUGAACAUCUCCCUGCAGUCCGAGACCGUAGUGACUGACGCCUUCCUGGCUGUGGCGGCCCAGAUCUUCUCUGCAGACGGACGUCCUCAAGUGCGUGGUCAGCACCGACCCCGGCCUCCGCUCUCACUGGCUUGUGGCCACGCUCUGCAGCUGUGGCCGCUUCCUGAAGGCUGCCUUCUUCAUGCUGCUGCCGGAGAGAUGAGCUGCUGGCUUGGGCAGAGGAUGCCACCCGGCCCCCCAACCCCGGAGGCCCUUGGCCCCCGAAAGCAUCGUCCUCCACCCCCUCCCAGCCAGGAAGACCCUCGGAGCCCUGCGUCAAAGCUGGAGGCCCUGCCCUGAGCCCCUCUUCCACAGACCCAGGCCCUCCGGAAGGGGGACUGGGAGGGGGGCUUCCCUGGGCCUGGAGCUGGGCUUCAGUGCCGACAGGGGGCUGCUCCCCACUGCUCCCCUCUUGCAACCUCUGCUUGUCCCCUUCUUUCUAGAGCCGGAAAGUCAGGGUCACCUCCCAGGCCCCAGAGGAAAGCAGCCAGGAACAGGAAGCUCUCACUUGAUGCCGGGGUCCCGUCCGUGUAGGGACCACAUCAGGACACGAGCCGGCCUCGGUCCUCAUGGGCAUGGGGCCCUGGACACUUGGCCUGAAGGUGACUCUGGCUCUGCCAAGGCUGGAGGAACAGGGGGGUCUUCCUGACCCCACCAACAGAGCAGAAGGCUCACGUGUUUGCUGCAUCCACUUCUGGAGUGAGUGCAUCUCCACCCGUGGCAGAGCCCUCGUGGGGCAGGGACCCGGGUGGGGGGCUCCAGGCCUCACACCUGACCGAUGAAUACCAGGGUCCGUGAACAAGGUGGACGGUGUGUGUGUGUGUUCGGUCCCAAUAAAGUUUCAUGGCAAACGGAGAGCAACCCUGUCUGCUUUCCUUGCGCCUGUCCUCCUAGGACACCAGGGACCGGACAGAGGGCAGAGGAUAACGUGAUGAAACACGGAGCAGAGUACCCCCAGGGUCCUCCCUGACUGGGGCUGCCUUGUGCUUCCCUGGGCCGCAAUGGGGCACUCACGCGUGCACGUGCACACGCUCCCACAUGCACAUGUGUGCUGUCACGCUGCCACACGCAUGCACGCACUCACGCACACGGGCAGCCCUGCUCUCCAUGCUCCUCAGUCAUUCCUCCGCCCUCAGGUCCACCGCAGGGCGGGCCAGGACCUGGCCUCCCCGCCCCGUUUGCCUUUCUGUAGGACCCAGGGUGACCAGAAUGUGCUAAGGCCCUGGCUGCCUUCCCAUCCGGCCCCCUGGUGCGGAGUCCCCAGCGCACGGCCUCUGUGCACCAGGGGCAGCGGCCCUCCCCUCGCCCCGUGGCCCGCCUCCCGCCCCGGCACCCCCACAGGGGCCCUGUCCUCGGCUUCCUCCCUGAGGGCAGGGCAUGGCCUCCCCAGCGCUGCUUGGGAGAGGGGACCCCAGGGGCGGGAAGCCUGGCCGGUGGAGGGAGGGAAGGAAGUCGGCAGGAGGGCGGGAAGGGAGAGGAAGGGGCUGCCGCGCCCCUGCUUCCUGUCGCUCUCUUGGUCAGCCCUCUGGUGUGUUUCCAGCGUCAGGGGUGAUGUUACAGGGAGAGAAUUCAGAGAAGCGGCAGAGAUGGGUAGUCCUCACACGUGCUGGGGUAGGAGGUGCGGUGGGGACGAACGCUUCCAACAGCAGCAGGAAGAGACGGCCCUGGGCAUAAACGGAACCCUCGGUGAGGGGGUUCUGAACAGUCCUCAGACACGCCCUAGCCCGGAGCAGAUAAAAGGAAAGCCACCUCUUGAAGAGGCCCAUUCGCUGUAAGUUUGCAAAUUUAGCGUAAUCUGCAAGAAAGUACCAGAAUGGAUUUUCCCCUCUGGAUCUAAAGAAGCUAAUUAUGAAGUUCACAUGACGGGGGAAGAAAGGCAGAAACAGCCAGGAAAGCCCUUCAGAAGAAGAGAAACGGGGAGGGUCUGGGCCUGCCUGCAGCUGCACCACUGGUGCUGCGUUGCGUCUGUCGCUGGGAAAGGGCAGGCCCUGGAUACAGCCCGGGCCUGGGGGCCCAGCCCCUGACGCAGUGGGUGAGGCUGGCUGUCAGCAAAGCUGUGAUGACCGGGAACCUGCACAUCACACUAGACACAAGACAGAUUCCAACUGGAUCAAAGAAAGCGUAAAAAUGGAACAAGUGUUAGGGAAAACGGGUGAAUUUCUUUGUAACUGUGAAGUGGGCAGAAACUUCCUCAAUGCGAUUCAAAAUCCAGGAAUGAUUAAAGACAAAACACUUACAGGAAGAAGAAGUUUAUAACAUUUAACAUUUUCAAAAAUACAACUUGAGACAGGAAACAGUAGUGGUCGUCACGGGCGGGGGUAGGCAGAGUGGGGUGACUGUCCUACAGGGACGCGGUGUCUUCUGGGGGCAACAGCCACUUCGGAAGCCGACAGAGGUGACGGUCGCACGGUGCUGUGAGUGCUCCAGGUGCCAGUCAGCCAAACACCCUGGUGCACUUCAGAGUGGCGGCCUUCAUGCUGUAACAGUCCACUUCACCUCCAUGAAAGAUUAUAAUUUAAACUCAGGAAUAUUAGGGUUAACAUUUGUAACUCAAAAGAGCUCGUCAACUUCAAAACAUCAAGAAGAGAAAGACAGAAGGAGAAAUGCAAACUCAGCUCCCCCAGGACCCACUCCCCACCUAUCAGGUUGAUGGGAGCAGGGGCCCUGCCCCUUGCUGUGGGGUGCAAAGGGGGCAGCCCGUGUGAGGCGAGGGGCAGAACCCGGACAGUCACACAGGCAUUUCCCCUGGCCUGGCAGUUCUGCUUCUAGAAGUCUACCCCGGAGACACACAGGCCAAAGUCCAAAACGACAUGUGCAGGAAGUAAUCCGUCGCGGCGUUAAUGUGAUUAGCAGAGACUGGAGACAGCGCUGGUGCCCAGCGUCAGGGUACCUGUGGAUGAGCUGUGGCAGGGCCGCCUGGCGGCACGAUCCGCGGCUGGGUCUACGCCCACAGGGCGAAAAUUUGACUUGCUUUACGGGUUUGAUGAUAAGGCCACGUGGGAGAUUCUGCAUAAGUAAAGUGGACUUAAUGCAACAGUCAAUGUGCAGAAAUUAAAAUAAACGAAUGGGUUUUUAUGUCAAGUUGGCGACAUAAAGCACCCAGAGAAACCAA
Vicugna pacos (alpaca) is the source of this 3646-nucleotide messenger RNA. Lineage: Eukaryota; Metazoa; Chordata; Mammalia; Artiodactyla; Camelidae. The record is from RefSeq and is a predicted model, not a curated record.